Hevea brasiliensis (rubber tree) is the source of this 1442-nucleotide messenger RNA. RefSeq names its product 1-aminocyclopropane-1-carboxylate oxidase homolog 4. NCBI's taxonomy places the organism in Eukaryota, Viridiplantae, Streptophyta, Magnoliopsida, Malpighiales, Euphorbiaceae. Bases 90 to 1295 code for a protein of 401 amino acids. The record is from RefSeq and is a predicted model, not a curated record. The transcript is spliced from 3 exons.
GUGGAGUAUGGACCUGAAAAUAUCGCAACCAAUACCAUACCUACGAAAAACGGCAUCUACCGCUGUCAACCCACGUUUCUCAGCACAAAAUGUUUCUGCUUGGUUGCACAAAUUUUAAACCCACACUCCAUUGCCUUCAGGUUGCAGAAACCCCUUUAAGGAACCUUCGCCAAUUCACCAAAUCUCCAACCAAACCAAGUAUCAUGGCCGUGAAAGGAGGAGCCCAUCAAGACUACAAUCAUUUGGAUGAGCUGAAAAAAUUCGAUGAUUCUAAAAUGGGAGUUAAGGGCUUGGUUGACUCUGGUCUCACCUCCAUCCCCCGCAUGUUCGUCCACCCAACCGAAACACUUUCCGAUCUCAAAUCCGUUGCAAGAUCCGCAUCACAAGUCAUCCCCAUCAUUGACCUUUCAGGCGUUGAUUCCGACAUGAGGCCGGCAAUCGUGGAGCAGGUUUCGCAUGCCUGUCGGAAGCUUGGGUUUUUUCAGAUCGUGAAUCAUGGGUUGCCGUUGGAAGUUUUGAACCGGACGAUUGCUGCAGUUAAGGCGUUUCAUGAGCUGCCGACGGAGGUUAAGAAUCAGUGGUAUCGGAGAGAGACAAGUACCGGAGUAGCCUUCUUUUCCAACGUUGACAUGUAUAAAGCUAAAGCUGCGAGCUGGAGGGAUACACUUCAGGUGAGGUUGGGUCCCGUCCCAUCAGUGGUUGACGACAUCCCUGAGAUAUGUAGGAAUGAGAUACUCGAGUGGAGUCGACAAGCUUCACAGCUUGCAGAGAUCUUGAUGGAGUUGCUCUGUGAAGGGCUGGGAUUGAAUGCUGGAAAGUUGAAGGAGAUGACAUUUUUGGAAUCCAAGGGACUCGUGGGUCACUACUAUCCACACUGCCCUCAGCCUGAUCUCACCUUUGGAAUUACAUCGCAUACAGAUCCUGGGAUUUUGACACUACUGCUUCAGGACCAAAUUGGAGGCUUGCAGGUUAAGCAUGGUGAGGAAUGGGUUGAAGUUAAACCUAUCCCUGGAGCUCUCGUUAUUAACAUUGGAGAUAUUCUUCAGAUUCUGUCCAAUGAUGAAUACAAAAGUGUAGAUCAUAGAGUGUUGGCUAAUCCUUCACCCGAUCCACGAGUUUCCAUUGCUAUUUUCUUCACUGCUGGUAAGAGAGACGGCUUGUACGGACCCUUUCCAGAGCUAGUGUCACCGGAAAAACCAGCCCUUUACCGGCAGUUUGUGCUCAAUGAUUACAUAACAAGGUUCUUCACAAAAGAUUUAGCAGACAAGACUUUGACAAAUUACUAUAGGAUUUAACUGAAGAAGAAAAUAAGAUUUAAAAAAAGUGGUAGUUUUGUGUUUAUGUUUCGUAAACAGACUGUACUACAAAGAUUAAUGGACUUCAUUAAGCUUUUCUUAUGCACGUAAUUUGAAUACCAAAUAGGCACUAGCGCAGUUUCAUGA